Molecule: messenger RNA, 1728 nt
Organism: Saccostrea echinata
Lineage: Eukaryota; Metazoa; Mollusca; Bivalvia; Ostreida; Ostreidae
Exons: 6
Coding region: 32-1237 (401 amino acids)
Source: RefSeq, a predicted model, not a curated record
UCCAGACAGUUGAGGCUUCUUUCCUGCUGCCAUGUUUUAUAAUAUUUCCUCAGGAGGGACUUCCACAGAGAUGAUUAAUAUAGAUAUUAAAUGGACAGGUUUAUUCAUUACAGAAGUCAUGGCAGUCCUUUGGGAAGUAUUUCUACCUUAUAAGACCGAGUUCUUGGUCUGCACAGCCUCUUGUCUGUCUGUAUUAACAAUUUUUGUAUUAUGGACACAAACUGACAAGAUGGGAGCCCCUGAUACUCAGUGGCAAACUAAUCUCAGAUUCACACAGCCAGAAGAUGUGAGGGGGAGAUCAGCACCAACUGUGUCCUCCUAUAAACCACCAUCAAAACACAAACGGUCUAAACGUGGCAGAAAAAAUCAACAAAGUUCAGCUAGGUCAGCAGAAAUUUUAUCCCCUACUGGUAAUACCUCCUCAACAAAUAUACACAGAAAUACAGAAACAAUUCAGGGGAUUCAGAGUACCACCAAGAAAAUACAACAUACUGACUGUAAAAGGCAAAAACAUUGUCAGGAGUCCAUAGAUCUGGAAGUAGAAAAGGAACAGCCUUACAUACAGACAAUCAGACAAAGUUACCCAGAGAUUAGUUGGGACAAUAUAGCAACUGCCUUGGUGUAUUUACACAAGUUCAGUGCUUUGGUUCGUAAUGCAAAAAUUGUUAUGAAGGCUUUGGAUCAUAUAAAGGAUCUGAUGGAAACACCAAAAAGAAAAAUGGAACUGCAUCUCAGGCAUAACAUUCCUAUUGAUUAUACAGAGACCGAGCUCUGGGAUAUUGUCACGUUCUUCCAUAGAGACAUGAAGGAAGAAGAAUUUCACUGGGUCUACCAGGAGUUCAGGAGGGAAAAUGGAUUUCCUCCAACCCCCACUGAAUUUUGUCAGCUCUUUGAGAAAAGCAUUCAAACAGUCAAAAUGAAGAAAAUACAUACCAAACUGCGAAAUAAGUAUGAAAAAAGCCAAGAAUGUGUUGAAAACUUGAGAAAAGAAAUGGAGAAGAAACAACAAGAGAUUUCAGAUCUGAAAUCAAAAUUAUCACAGCUCGAAAUUUUAGUGACACGAUCCUUAUGCAAGAUUUGUUGGCAGAAUGAAAUCUCCCUGUUGUACCAACCAUGUGGUCAUGCCGUUUCCUGUAGGGCAUGUUGUAAUGUUGUGGCAGCCAGACUUAAAAGAAAACAAAUGUGCCAAAUAUGCGCUAGUCAGGUUAAAACCACAAAAUACCUCUUCUUAGCUUAAGGAUACCUUAAUGGUAGACGUUUUACAAAUGGGUAUUUUUGCCCAGUCAGGUUUUGUCAUUGUUAUUAUGAAACUUGAUAUUCAACAUACAGAAAUUAUGUCAAAAGAACUAAAAGAUAUCAGUUACUCAUGCAUCCAUUACUUUUCUUUUGGUCAUCCAUUGUAAGCAGUAUCUGUUAUACUCUGUUUCCCACUGCUGUCUUAUUGAUGUUUUUAUAGACAUUUGUUCGAAUGAUCUGUGCUUUUCAUCAUCUUGAAUUGAUUAUGUGAGGCAUUAUGAAUUUUGUUCAUUUUUAUUUAAUAUGUAAAUCGUUACUACUGAGUAAUAACGGGUAUAUACCAGAACAACUUAGGUAUCACCGAGGUUGUUCAUGAUAUUCUCUCGUUUUUUUUUUAAUUAUACCUGUUUCAAUGGAUUUUACAAUAAAAUUAUUUGAUAGGAACUUUUUUGUGAUGUGUAUGACCACUUUAAUAAAUGUAUUCUUUAGAAA